Guillardia theta CCMP2712 is the source of this 582-nucleotide messenger RNA. RefSeq lists its product as hypothetical. Lineage: Eukaryota; Cryptophyceae; Pyrenomonadales; Geminigeraceae. The coding region runs from base 1 to 582 and encodes 193 amino acids. The transcript is spliced from 5 exons. The record is from RefSeq and is a predicted model, not a curated record.
AUGAGCAGAGGGGUGGAACAAUUUGAUGCCACCUGGACGAGCAUCUCGGCACUGGCUUGCCAACAAAUGAGCGACGUUCUUCGAAUUCAGAAGGAGGUUACCACAUCGGUGUAUGAAAGAAAGGUCCAACAGUUACAACAAGAAGUGGAAGGCCUUAGAAGCGAGAACGAGAGCCUGAAGAGUGAAUGUAGCGCUCUCAAGACGAAUGCCAAGAUUCUAGAGCUCGAGCUACAGAGAUGUCGGUCGGCCAUGGAUGCGAUGCAAGCCAGUACUGAAAGCUCGAAGCGGCGAGACCUGAACAGCGUGGUUUCCACGGCCAAACAGACACGGGAGAGUCUUGCAAGAGUGGACAAUGCUUGUAAGAACUUAGAAAGAAGAAAAGAGCUCGAAGACAAUUAUGUCCAGGUUGUGCGUAGGAAAGAUGAAGAAAUUGCUGACCUGAGAGAGAAGCUGUCAAGAUACAAAACAGAGAAACAAAAAGUGGCACAAGAACUAGAUCUAGUGUUGAAGCAGCGACACUUCAUUUCGGAACAGCUCGUGUUGGCGAACGCAGGCGACGACUGUGCAGGAGAAUCCAAAUGA